Molecule: messenger RNA, 1035 nt
Organism: Rangifer tarandus platyrhynchus (Svalbard reindeer)
Lineage: Eukaryota; Metazoa; Chordata; Mammalia; Artiodactyla; Cervidae
Source: the annotation of a GenBank genome assembly
AUGGGGCCGCGGGGGCUUCCCCUCCUGGUGGCGACUCUGGCCGGCUGCCUGUUUCCUGCCAGGGGUUGUGUCAUUUGCGAUCCAAAGGUCAGGGAGGCGCUAAACUCUUUGGAGAUGGAUUACCUGCCUGGCCACCUGGAGGCCAACCAUCACAAAAAAGUGAUGGAAAAGAUAAAGCAGGCAGUGGAAGAUUUCAAGGACCUGCCGAUUGGCGAGGACUCCUAUAUGGGGGUUGUCGAUGAGGCCACACUAGAAAAGUCAUCCUGGAGUUUGCUGAAGGAUAUGAAACGCAUCACAGAUAGUGAUGCAAAAGGUGAGCUCUUCGUGAAGGAGAUGUUAUGGAUGUUGCACCUGGCAAAGAAUACCUUUGCCAGCUAUGCUGCUCAGUUUCAAAAAGAGGCUUUUUGUCCCAACAAAUGUGGUUUGAUGUUGCAGCCUCUCAUCUGGUGCAGUACCUGCCAGAAGCAGGUUCACGCUUGUCUAAAGUCUAAGAAUUGCGGAGAGCGCGAAGUCAAGGUCCAUCAAAUGGAAGACAUGAUCCUGGACUGUGAGCUCAACUGGCAUAAAAUCUCUCAAGGCCUGACCGAUUACAGCUUUUACAGGGUUUGGAAGAACCAUUCUGAGACCUUGGUGUCCAAGGGGAAGGAGCCCAUCCUGACCAAGACCAUGGUGCGUCCAAAGGAUGCAGGUACCUAUCGCUGCGAGCUGGGUUCCAUAAAAUCCAGUCCAGCCACGAUCAUCUAUUUUCACGUCACAGUAUUGCCCAAAAGAAUCCAGGAGGAGAUACCGUCACCAAACACCGAAACUCAGGAUGAGACGGCCCAAGGAGAGGUGGCUUUGGAUCGCCCCCACUCAACCGUCGAGCCACAGACUCCGAAGCCGGAGCAAGUGCUGAAAAGACGCCUGUUCGGGGUGCUGAUCUGGGGCUUAGUGGUGGUCACAGCCGGCGUUCUAUCCGCGAUCCUUUUCUCUCGGUCUGGCAAAGUGGUCGAUUUCUUAAAGUCCCGGUUCAGCACUGGCAGUCGGACUGUUUAG